This is a messenger RNA of Emiliania huxleyi CCMP1516, 2412 nucleotides long. RefSeq lists its product as hypothetical. The transcript is spliced from 4 exons. The record is from RefSeq and is a predicted model, not a curated record. Bases 1 to 2412 code for a protein of 803 amino acids. NCBI's taxonomy places the organism in Eukaryota, Haptophyta, Isochrysidales, Noelaerhabdaceae.
AUGCGCGCCUUCGCGCAGUGGUUCGGCGGCUCGCCAAGCGCCGAGCGCAGCAGCCGCGCUUCGCCGUCGCCUCGCCCGAGCGACGCCGAUAGCCUCCUGUCUCCGCUCUCCGCCUGCGCCAUCGACCAACGUUUGGACACAGAGAACAGCUGGAGGAAGGGCGAGCUCGUCUACCACGUCGCGGCCACCCUGACGCUGCCGAGUGGAGAGCGCAUCGUGCACGGCGAGCAGGGCAGGGUGGAAGGAAUCACUCCCGUGCUCGGCGAGAACUCCGUCCAGGUCCGCUUCUCGCGCGAUGCCAUCUCGCUCCCUCCAGCGAGGGCCGCGGUGGAGCUGUCGCGCGAGCCGCCGCCGCCCCUAGCGGGCGGCUAUCGGCCCGGCGACGAGCUGUACUACACCCACGUCGGCCUCGUCACCACCGAGGGCGGCCGGUUCCGGCUCGAGCACGCCUCGCGCGGAGAGGUGAUCGGGCCGGCAACGGCGCCGUCGCACGUUGGAAAGGGCGUCAAGAUGCGCUUCCCCGCGGCGGCGUGGCGCGGGAGCGAGACGGAGCUCAGCCAGCGCCGGGACGUCCUCGAUGGAAGCCACGUCCUCCCGGCGCUGGUCGACAAGUCGGGGGGAGGCGGAGCCGCAGGCCCGCCCGGGCUGGCCGACCUCUACUUGACGUCGGUGUCUCGAGAGCCGCCUCCGCCGCUGGUCGGGGGCUACGUCCUCGGCGAGCAGGUCUUUUUCGUCGGCGCGUCCGAGAUGGCGGGCCAUGGCUCGCUCACGGCGGACUGCAGCCUCUCGCACGGCCAGCUGGGGGAGGUCGUCGGACCCGCCUCCUCGCUCAAGCGUGCGACCGACAGCGUCGCGAUGCUCUUCCCCGGCAACGCGCGCUUCGUCAACUGCCGCCUCUCCAGCCUGUCGCGGUCGGCGCCUCCUCCGCUGCCGGGAGGGCACACCGUCGGCGACUCGCUCUACUUUCUCGGCGCCGACAAGGCGUUUGACAGCGGCAACAAGCUGACGCACGGCGCGCUGGGCACGGUGAUGGGGCCGGCCCCGGUAGGCAGGGCCGACUCUCUCUCCAUGCUCUUCCCGGGCAACACGAAGAACGUGACCUGCACGAUCGCCAACCUCUCGCACGCGCCUUGCCGGUCGAUCGAGGGCACCUCCUCCGGCGAUCUCUUGUCCAUGGUGAUACUGGCGAUGGAUUUGGGCGAGUACCGGCGCGCGCUCGACAUGGUCGACGAGGUCGUGUCGCGGAGCGACGACCCCCCCGCGAUGGUGCUCUUGCUCCGCACCCAGGCGUGCUCCCACCUGGACAUGCCCGAGCGGACGGCGCGCGAGGCGACUGCGUGCCUCACGCACACCGACCUCGACGAGGAGGAGUUCAACAGCCCCUUUUCGGCGGCAGAGUUCAGGGUCCAGUGCCGCAGCCUUCGCGCCGGCGCGCUCGCGGAGCUCGGCCAGUGGCGGCGCGCGCUCGACGACCUCGCCCAUAUUCCCGCCGCUAGCCGCGACGCGAGCACGCUGCUGGUCGAGCCGCUCGCCUACCUCAAGAAGAGCCAAGAGGCAUACCUGCUCCUGCUCAGCUGCUUUGUCAAGACGACCGAGACCCCGUCCGAAGACAUCCAGGCGGUGCAAGCGUGCGCCGCAAUGCUCGCCUCCGCGCUGGCCGACAUCUCUGAGGCGAUUGGCGACACGCUGCUCGAGCGGACCCCAAACGGCGGCACCGCUCCAAUGCUCGACAUCUGCGCCAUCCAAGAGGUCGCCCUCGCUCAGGGAGUCGACACGCUGGACGCGGCGGUCGAAGGCUGCCCGGAGAGCCAGCCGAUGGCGCGCGCGCACCUGCUGCACUGCCGCGGCCACGCACAGACGCUGCUCGGCGGCGUCUGGGCGGUGGAGGGCGACGACGACUACGCGGUCGAGUGGUUCGAGGCUGCGCUGGGAGACUUCUCCGCCGUGCUCGAGAUGCCUCCGAGCGCCGUGUCGAAGCCGUGCCGCGCGUCUCCUCUCCUCGGUUCGAUCGUGUGCCAGCUGGCGCUGCGAGACCGCGCUUCGGCACGCGAGGCGCUGCGGCAGCUGCGCGCCCUUGGACUGCUCGAGGCCUCCACCCGCGGCUCGGGAUACGCCUACCUGACGGCCAACGUGAGGCAGUUCUUGGCGGAGGAGGAGCACGCGGCGGAGAAGAAGGCGGCGGCGAACGCGGCGCAGCUGAUUCGGGAGGAGGAGCGGGCCAAGGGGGGGAGGAGGGCGGCAGCGGAAGCCGAGCUGGAGUCGUGUCUCGGCCUCGACGGCGAGGGCCGCCCCCCGCUGCAGCGCCUGGAUGAGCUGGAGGCCGUCAUUGGGAUCACCCCCAGCGCUAUUGGGAUGGUGCCGCGCCUCCAGGCGCUCAGCGUUUGGGCAAAGUCAGCGGGAAUCCUGACGUAA